AUGCCCGAUUCUUCACGUACCCUGGGUGAUAUCGAGGAUAUCGAUAAUGCGGAGCUGAAGACACAGCUUAAGAAAUGGAUCGAAGAGGAAGGUAUCGAGACUAAUAUUCAGCUACAAAUGAAGCGCAAUUUAAUCGAAAAAAUGAGCCGCACAGCACUGGGCAAGAAAAUUGCACUCAAACUACAAACCCAGCAGGGCAUCGUCCUUUCGCCGCUCGUGCUCGUCCUGAAUACACUAGUGGCCGAGUUUCUUUACACACAAAAUUGCCACUUUUCACUAUCGAUUUUCACCAACGAGGUUCCGUUCAAGAACACACUGCCGGACUUUACGCGGUCCCCAAAGUUUCGGCUCAAUCACACCGAAUUGGGCGAAAUUUUCGAAGCCCUCGGCAUUGAACACCACACCGGGCUGGUGGAAAAGUACGAAAAGUUCGGCACUGACCAAGGCAGCCGGUCGCUGCUGUACAUCGUGUUCAAAUCGAUCCUAACCUCGGUCAAGGUGCAGGAGACGAAACUGCGCCAGCUAGAACGAGCGGACCGGCGAACCACGAACGCUCGAAACUUGGUGAAACAGCUGGAGGUAAAGAAGCUGCACCGCAAUGUGGAGAAACUUUUGCACCGUUUAAAGACGGUCGGCAAAGCGAUCACACAUCUGGACGAAACCCAGCGAAAGCAUCAGGAACAGAGUGUACCGAUGGAUGCCAACGGAAACCAGUGUAAGGAAGGACGGGACGAAACGCCAUCAUUGCGGAUGUGUUCGGAAAAUGUUUCCCGGCUUGUCGAACGGCUCGAAUCGUGUACGAAGAUGUUCGAGCAGCUCAUCGAAGCAAUUCAACAACAGCGGAAUGAGGAUGGACAGCCGGCAAAGGCAGCUACGAACAACGAACACGAAGGAGAAGUCGGUGAAACAAAACGCCCCCGGCGAGAAAAGAAAACUUACACGGAGUUUCUGCACGAGCUGAAAGCGACCGAACAUGGCAAAAAGUAUGUAGCAAAGUUGCAAAAACAAGUUUCCCAGCUACUCGAUAAGGAAAAGUCACAACUAGAGGCAAGGUACGCCAAACGGGUGCAGCAACUUGAAAAAGAGUAUCAGGAAAAGAUGGAAAAAGCUGCUAGCAGCGUCAAGUUAACGGACACGGCUGUACUACCGGAUUCGCGAAGGCAACGUUCCUUAUCCCCGGAGCGGCACAAAAAAGAAAUUGAGAGUCAACAUUUUAUGCGAAAAAUUGAUGAAAAACUUGACCAGCUGUACAGGCAGGAGCGCAAAGUGGAUAAUAAGCUGGCCACAUUACGACACGAUCUGCAAAAACAGGAGCAACGCCAAAGCAGUUAUUUUGAGUCAUUGAAGGCAGCCAAAACGAAGGAAGGUAAGCUAAACGUGCUGCACAGCGUGGAACGUGAGUUGAUGGCAACGUUUGAGGACGAAACGAAUGCAAUCAUUCAAAAUGCAAAGCAAACGAUCGAACAACUCGAAAGGGAGAGUGAUAAGAUAAACCACUCGUUCCAACGAUACCUGCAAAAGCAACGAGAGGACAAGCGAAAACUCAUCAAUGAAAAGGUUCAAAUAUGGACACGAUACAACGACGAAAAGCUAGAGCUUAAUCAGAAGGAACUUUUGGAUAGCGUUCCCGAUGAAGCAAACGUUGAGCAUUUCAGACCGAUCUCAACGACGAUUGUUCCGGACGUGACGAUACCGAUUAAGCUACCAGACGAUGCGUCCCAGUUUGAGAAUCCUUUUCGAUCCUUUAAUCCACUGAAAUAUCUUAGACGUGCUCGUCCUAUGGAAAGGGCGACAAUUGAUGUUGCUAUCGCUACUAGCACCGAUAUUGCACAACAAACUUCACCCGAAGAUUUGCCUAUAUUGGAACAAAGCCGGCCAGUUCCCCCCGCAAGGACGAAAGAUCAAACAGAACAACUUUCCGAGACGCUAGCAAAAGAUACAAGAGAUUUGCGACGGAGUAUUGAGGAAAACCUACAAAAACUUGACCAAAUGACCCGAUCGAAAUCGAACAGUUUAUCGGGAAAGCAUCCGGUCAUGGGACUGUCGUAUGAAAUUGAACAACCGGCCGAUAUGGGUUUAAAAACUCCCGCCAAACCACUCCCAACUGUAGAACCAUCAUCCAACCGCAGCUUGGACGAUUGUUCCAGUGCAGAGCUAGGUUUAUCUGACGGUGAAAUCGUUGUACCUACGGCUAACAAUUACCAAUUAGGUGGGGUUUUGCCGGUACCGGGCACUUCUCAAGAUAUAUUGGAUUACGCGUCACAAAAUAACAUCAACGAACGAACCGAUGGGAAGCUGCUGAAAGUACUCCAACCACAACCAACGGGUAUAACUGCCAGCUUGAGUGAUCUAUCCUUUAGCAGCGUGACAAGCAAACUUUCCUUCGAGAAAAGCCAAAGUCUAGAUGGAGAGAUGGACCGCAUUUCUACCGGCGCUCGUUCAAACAUUUCCGAAAAUAGUUGGACAUAA
Molecule: messenger RNA, 2469 nt
Organism: Anopheles coustani
Lineage: Eukaryota; Metazoa; Arthropoda; Insecta; Diptera; Culicidae
Product: restin homolog
Exons: 2
Coding region: 1-2469 (822 amino acids)
Source: RefSeq, a predicted model, not a curated record